AUGGUUUCGUCUGAUUUUUCCGUUGAUCGAGCCGGCAACGUCUUCGUCAUUACCCUACACAAAGCUCCAGAGAACCGGCUGAGCUCCGCACUAUGUCAAGAACUGAUUCGAACGUUCUGCCAGAUUCAGGAGCAGCUUGGACCAGAUGCGGAAGGAGCGGUCAUCACGCGAGGCUGUAACACCAAGUUCUUCUCAACGGGGUUGGAUUUGGAUGAACGCGAGACUAAUCCAUUUGCUAGUUCUGAUGGAUUCUAUCCACUUAUUCACACACUGCUCGAUUUUCCUUACCCAACUAUCGCAUGUAUCACGGGCCAUACAUUUGGGGGAGCUUGUGUAUUUGCACUAGCACACGACUACCGCAUAAUGAACUCUCGCAGAGGAUAUUUCUGUAUGCCACCUGUUGAUUUGGGGCUUCAUUUUGACGGCAUGGGCUCCCUCCUCCGGUCAAAAGUGUCUCCGCAAGUGGCGCGCAAGAUUCUUCUAGAGGCAUACCGGUACACUGGCCGGGAGGCUUUAGAAGAUGGCAUUGUCGAUGCAGUAGCGGAACCAGAAGGGCUGGAUAGUUUGGCGAUGCAGUUGGCGACCCGUUGGAAGACAAAAGCUUGUGGAAAUGUGUAUGGCGUUCUGAGAGGGGAGCUGGUGAAACCCGCUGUAAAGAGUUUCAGCGCACUAAGCUACGUUCAUUCUCGUCCCACGUCAAGAACUCCGAAGGUAAAACUUUGA
Messenger RNA from Penicillium cosmopolitanum, 723 nucleotides. Its product is annotated as enoyl-CoA hydratase/isomerase family protein. The record is from RefSeq and is a predicted model, not a curated record. Bases 1 to 723 code for a protein of 240 amino acids. Gene Ontology annotation, biological process: fatty acid beta-oxidation. Gene Ontology annotation, molecular function: delta(3)-delta(2)-enoyl-CoA isomerase activity; enoyl-CoA hydratase activity. NCBI's taxonomy places the organism in Eukaryota, Fungi, Ascomycota, Eurotiomycetes, Eurotiales, Aspergillaceae. The transcript has 3 exons. Gene Ontology annotation, cellular component: peroxisome.